UUAUUUCUCAGCAUCUUUUGAGGCUAAAAACCGAAAGUAUGAAGUGUUUCGGAGAAAGACCGAAGACACGUCAUUGCAAGGUUAUCUUGCUGGAUGAAACGGAGCUGAUCCAGGAAAUACAGGACACGAGUAGGGGACAGGACCUGUUGGACGUGGUAUUCAAACAUCUGAAUUUGUUGGAAACAGCCUACUUUGGACUUCGUUUCGUCGACUCGUCAGGUCAAACACACUGGUUAGAUUCAACUAAGAACGUGGCGAAACAACUGAAAGGUACAUCUCCGUGCACGUUGUAUUUCAAUGUCAAGUUUUACGCAUCUGACCCGUGCAAGUUGCUAGAAGAAAUCACAAGAUAUCAGUUUUUCUUGCAGGUCAAGCAAGAUAUUUUAAAAGGACGACUUCCAAUUUCCUUUGACUUAGCAGCGGAACUGUUCGCGUACACUCUUCAGUCUGAAUUAGGUGACUAUGACUACAGAAGACAUCAACCUGUCUCAGAGAUAAGGUUUAUUUCGAACCAAACAGUAAGUUUGGAAUCUAAAGCUGCUGAACUACAUAAAAGUCUUGUGGGAAAAUUACCAGCAACAGCAGAACUUAAUUUCUUGGAACGGGUGAGGUGGCUGGACAUGUAUGGCGUUGACCUCCAUCCUGUUUUGGGGGAGGACAACACUGAAUAUUUUCUGGGUCUCACACCCAGUGGGGUCAUUGUUCUCCGCAACAAAGCCAAAGUGGGAAACUACUUUUGGCCUAGGAUAACAAAGGUCUACUUCAAGGGGAAAUAUUUCAUGUUGAGAAUUAGGGAUAAAAAUAAUGAUGAAAACACAUAUGGAUUUGAACUUCCCAGUAAACAGGCUUGCAAACAUUUGUGGAAGUGUUGUGUUGAACAUCAUGCUUUCUUCAGGCUAACUCAAGUAUGGGAGGUUCCAGGAGGUUCAGGAAAAAUGUUUAGUUUGAGUUCAAGAUUUCGAUACAGCAGUAGAACGCAGAAACAGAUGCAGUUAGACCUAAAACAAAAUAGACCACCACCAACAAUAACCCGAGUCCCAAUUAGACGUUUUCAGAAGCGGCUAGGUCAACCAGAUGGUGCAGAUGCUGGCAGUCAUAUGAAAGAAGAAUUGUAUGAAAACAGCCUUAUAGAAAACAGGUCAAAUAUCUCCAUCCCUCAAGCAGUCAACCCCUUAACAUCCAUGUACAGAUCAACAUCUGUUCCUUCUGCUUUGCCAUUCUCUGAUUCUCCUCACAGUGCACGGUCUGUCCCUUGGGAAGAUAGUAAACAUAGGGGUCUAUAUUCAAACUCCACCAAUCCAUCUCCCCGAUCAGUGAAAAGUGCUUCUUCUCGCAUUCACCUUCAUCAGCGAUCAGCCUCUAUAGAGAGUGACAGUAGUUGCGAUUCCAGAAGACGACGGCAUCACCGUAGCAGAAAGAGUUCAGAUAAUGACAGUGAGGUGUCAAAGUCUUCCAGAGGGUCCAAAACCUCAAAGUCUUCAAAAAAUAGCAGCUCUAAUAGAAGAUCACAUCAUAGAGAUGCUACUAGUGGUAGUGAAUCAGAAAGUCGUAGAAAACAUAAAAAACACCACAGGAGAAGCAAGUCAGGAAGCACGUAUGAACUGGUUGAUUCUGAGGCCCAGUGGAGAGUGGUGCAGCAACAGCAACUGGAGAAUAACUGUUUCAAGCCACAAAAUGCUGUUGUGCGAGAUUUGUCAAGUAGAAAAAGUGGCUAUCACAACUCUGGAAUGGAAACAGAAUCUGAAGCAACUUUUCUUCAGAAGAAAAAGCACAGACGACACAGGUCAAGGUCAAAAUCUCCAGAAAACAAGAAGGGAUUAUCUGGUGAACUUAAAAAGCACAUUGAAUAUUCAUUGAUUGAUCCUGAUAAUUUGACGGAGGAAGAAAAACGAGACAUUAAGUAUACCAAGGUCGAAACUGACAGUAGAUUGGUCAAGAUUCGCUAUUCACCUACAACUGGUCAAGCUUACUGUCGAGUUGCCAAAUUGCCAUUAAAGAACUCUUCAGAACAGUUAAAAAGCAGGGUGUCGGCAGAAGACGCUGAUAGUCCACCUCCUCCUCCUUAUACAGAAGGUGGAUCUGUAUUACAGGAAAAGUCUCAGAUGCCCACACAUACAGAUGGUGGUUUUGCCAUGACAACUCAACUAAACGAUACUAGGAUCUCAGACAACAAGAGUAAACAUGGUUCUAGCCUCCCUAGUAAUGUAUACAGACAUAACUUGUCAAUGCCAUUACCUGGAACAUCAAAUACAUCCAUGAUUCACAGUAGUAGAGGAUUUGUUCAGGCUCGGUUGAUUCCACCCAAAAUUAAUCACCCAUUUCUUCAAAAUCAGUCCUUGGACAUAAAAUCCAAUGGCAACAGUUUACGACCUGAAACCAGUGAUAAUGGUAGUCAAACAAAGUUACAAUGUUUGAGAACAUCUAAUGGAACCAUGUAUAUUAAUGGAAAAAUAAACCACACGACAGCAUCUCUUUCUCCACUAGUGACUUUUCAAACAUCGGGAAAGUCUGUUGCUGGUAAGUCUUUUUCCCAGUCUAAUACAUGUAAUCCAGGAAGCUCAAAAAUAGCCAAUGAACUCUCAAAACCCACAAAUGGGGGAGAGUUACAGUCAGAAAAUAACCUGGAAAUGAGCACAGAACUCUAACAAAAUCUUGUCUAGGAAGCAAAAAUUUUAUUCUUUUUUUUAUGCUGUUUUAUUUAUCUGUGUUAAUGAAAUAAAUAUUGAAUAUUUACUUACCUGUCACAAAAUUUAUUGAGAGCAAAUAAUAAAUUACAAAUAUAAACAAAGAUGUUUUUUCUUGCUUAAUGAAGAAGAUAAUGUAUGGAUUAAU
Limulus polyphemus (Atlantic horseshoe crab) is the source of this 2832-nucleotide messenger RNA. Its product is annotated as band 4.1-like protein 4. The record is from RefSeq and is a predicted model, not a curated record. The transcript has 28 exons. Bases 39 to 2645 code for a protein of 868 amino acids. Gene Ontology annotation, cellular component: cytoskeleton. Lineage: Eukaryota; Metazoa; Arthropoda; Merostomata; Xiphosura; Limulidae.